GUGUUAUAACUUUUAUUUCUAUGCACAUAAUUUCCAUUGUUUUUUAUUAAUAUAUUUUAGUAAGAAAAAUGGGCAAAAACGAUGGGGAGUAGUCAAGAGGACCAACCCUACUUUCACUCUUCACCAAGAAAUAAAGAAAUCGCAGAAAGACCUCACAUGUAAAUUGAUCACGUUUUUUUAGACAAUGUUUUGUCUGAGAAUAACCAAACUUGGCUUCACUCAUCACUACAAAAUCCUUCAUUUUCUUCUUAGAAGAACUAUACAUUUUUAUAUAUAAAUUCACACUAAUUAGUUACUUUUCAGACUCCAGUUAACAAAGGAUCGAUUUCAAUAACUAGCUUCUCUGGAUCGGAUUAAAAAUAUAUAUAGAAAAGAUGCAACAUCAUUCAGAAGUGAAGCAGCCUCUUUGCCCUAAGCCACGCCGUGUAUGUCCUUCUCUUCCUGACUUCCUCAAACCUCUCUCAUGUUCCCUACACUCCUCCACCUGCCAACAAAGUACGGAGGGAAGAAGCGACGUUCUUAGCAUUAUCGAUAAGGUGCAGCCGAUAGAAGGUGGAACAAUAGAGUCAAUGUGGUACGUAGGGUCUCCACCUAGGAGAACCGGAAAUCCUCUUGUACACGACCUUCAUUUCAUUCACUGUCUCGAUCUUCUCCCCAACUUCUCAAGAUCCAAGGCUUGAUCUUCCCAUCUUCUUAAACUACGUCCCUCUUCUAUACAUAUAUGAAUGCAUAGCCAUUAGCCACACACAUACACACAAAAGAAACUCCUCCUUGCAUACACUACACUGCCAUAUGGAUCGAUCUUCGAGUAAAGAUAGAUGUGAUGUCAAAAUCCUAAAACAAAAACUUCAUAAUUAAAGUAAACGCUUUCUGCACAGAUCGAUGUAUUAAAGUUUGGAGUAUAUUCUUUAUAGAAAUGUAUAUGGAUUUUCUCGAUCAAGAAGAGUCUCCACUAAGAUCAGCAGGAUUAUACUACAGUACACAAUGAAUGCAGAGACUUAUUUGACAGAAAGGCUAUUGAGAUACCUGAAUAUGAUUUGGAUGCUAUUUAUAAUAUAGAAAUUGGUUUUCUAACAUGUUCUCUCUUUUUAGUUUGUUACGCCUCAUUUUGUCUUCAUUUAAGACAUGUACUUUAUAUAUAUAUAU
This is a messenger RNA of Arabidopsis lyrata subsp. lyrata, 1146 nucleotides long. RefSeq lists its product as uncharacterized. The coding region runs from base 375 to 680 and encodes 101 amino acids. The record is from RefSeq and is a predicted model, not a curated record. Lineage: Eukaryota; Viridiplantae; Streptophyta; Magnoliopsida; Brassicales; Brassicaceae. The transcript is spliced from 3 exons.